CUAUGGUAGCUUGCAAGCUGUGUUACCUAUAGAUGUAGAUAAAUCCGCCCUCCCUAAACCACCUGGUUGACCAAAAAAAACAAACAACGUAUUUUAGAGCACGCUUAGUAUUUGUCACACACACACACAAACAACAUAACUAUAUAUACUACGUAUCUAUCAUGCCUAGUGUUUGUGACCUAAUUAGCGGCUUGACCGUAGGUACUCGACUGAUGGCUCCUCCCCCUUUCCCCUCAACAUUGUUCUUACUACAACUUGAACAAUGUUUUGGGGCUGUGUUGAUGGCCUGGUUUACACUUGUGUGUUACGCUAUCACUGACCAUUUUUUUUUUUUGUUGUGUGUUAGUCUGGUGGCUGCGUUUGGAUUGAGUCUUGAAAUUUACGUUGUUACUUUGCACUGAAAAAGUGUGAAUGUUGGAGAGUGGAAGCGCGGGUAAGGGGGUGUAGGCAGAAUAAGAGAGUGGUUAAAUGCGUUAUUGUUAUUAUUUUUGUGUAUUUGUGAUGUUUCAAAGGAGUGUCUUUGUAGCGCAUUAAUAUAUAUAUAUAUAUCUAUAUAUAUAAAUAAUUUUAUAGACCCGGCGCCACACGUCUAGAUCGAGAAGCACAACUGACUCUAUGUAUUUGAGGCUGACGUCACAUUCUAAUGGUCGAUCAAUUAUUGAUGAUCUCUGGAUACAGUGUCUUGACUGUUUCUCUCCCCCCCCCCCCCCCCGACCUUUUUUUUUUACCUGCCCAAGACAUUUUUAUUUCAAAAUACCAUAUCUGCAUUCUAUACCUCCCCCUUUGCCCUUUCGUUUUAUUAAUCUCUUCACAUCAAGCACAUGCGCUAGGUAUUGGUUUAUAACACAUUAUUCAGAAGUUAAUAGAAUGGGGCAAAUUCAGAAGUUAAUAGAAUGGGGCAAAUUCAGAAGUUAAUAGAAUGGGGCAUCUGAAAAAGAAACAACAACUGAAUACAUUCCACUGUGUAGCUCCCCGCAGUGAGGCAUUGAUACUAUUAGCAUCUAGCUAAAAUAUAUGUCAUAAAAUCAAGCUUUUAAAAUGGGUACAAUUAGUGCAUAUAUCGAUGUAAAUCUAUUUACUUAAAAAAAUAUAGCACAUUUACGGUAAACCACAAAUAACUGAUACAAAUUGUAACAUAUGAUUAAUUUAUAUCUGUACUUUGCAUUACAUUAUUUAAAAAAAUAACAAUUAAAAAAUAUAUAAUUUAAAUAUUUUGUCUUCUUUGGGUUAUAUCCCUUUGAUGUUUAUUUUUAACAUUAAAAUGGCGUUCGAUAUCUUACGAAGCUGAGAUUGCUUAUAUAAAAACUGCUAUUAUCGAACACCCCCUUUUUAAACCUCAAUUUUCAUGUUUAGGUAACAAAGGACACUUUCAAAUAAAUAGUUGUAAAUAUUUCUCAGCCUAAUUAGAAGCGUAUUAUAUAGUUUUUUUGAGCUGAAGCAUCAUUAGCAUUAAAAAAUACCCUUAACCCGAGACUCACUCCACUCUUCCCAAGAGUUCAAAAAAUGUGAAAUUUUUAUACCAAUAUUACCAAUGCACUUUGAAUAUAAGUAAAAAAAUGAUCCUCGGGUGAAAAUGAAACUAAUUAUAACUUAACUAUAAAGAAAUGGACGAUGCACAAUAAGAAUGGACUAGUUUCUUUAUAAUCAUCGAAAUAAAGGUGAAUUUUAAAAAAUACAAUGGGGUGUUCGAUAAGUACCUUAAAACGAAGGUGUUCGAUAGAUGAUCUCCACGUCUGAAUAUAAAUCAAGAACAGAUCAGUAAGAGAAGAUAGAUCUAGAAUGAAAACUGAGGAUGAAGAUGACUUGGAUUUUGAUCAUUCAAUAGUUGCUAAUGUAAAAGAAAUAGAACAAGUUGAGUAUUUGUUAUCUCAAGUAUGCAGCAACUUCACCAGUGUUAGAAAAGAUUGGGCAGAGCUUGAAACCACUUUAGAUAAAUAUAUGAAUUUAGAGGUACUCAACAAAAGUGAAGUCAUCAUUCAGAAAGUCUGUUUACAAAACAUUGUUAAUGAGGCUGAAAAAAUCAAAACACUUUUUUUAACAAUCUUUGCACAGAAUGAGAAAUUGGCAUCUGCAAGAAUACAAAAUCUUGAAUCGGAGUUAUGUAAAGUUCUAAGUGAAAGGACUGAAAUCCAAGCUGAUGUGAUACAUUGGAAGUCUCAGCUCGACUUGGCUGUGAAGGAUGUGCAAAAAGAGAAACAGGAACAAGUCCAUCUUAGAUCAGAGUUAAAGGAAUUAACAGACAAACUUUCUGAACAAUCAGAGUUUUGUUGUUCUCUAGGAGCUGCAUGCUGCACUCUAUUGUGGAAAAUUUCUCGUCAAGAAUCUGCCAUUGAAACUUUGGUUUCUGGAUGUAAAAACUCUGAAUUUUUAAAGUUAACAUGUAUAGCUGUCCAAGGUUAUCUUGCAGCUUACAGAACCAGUGAUUGGCCUCAUCAUAACACAGAUGAAGCUAAGUUCAUUUUAUCAAUUUGUGGUAUCAUUACAAAUGUAGCUGCUUCAUCACAAGGCCGAGAGUAUUUAGCGUCCUGUCAAGAAGGAUGUGAAGUGAUGAAUACUUUUAUAAGUUUUAUUGGUAAAGCUCCCAAUGGUAAAAGUGCUCAAAUUAAAAUCCUAAUGUUGAUGAGUCUGUACAACUUCAGUAUCAAUUCUAAGGGAAUCAAAUUUCUGUGUUCCAAAAGGGAUUUAAUCCCAUUGCUUGCCAAACAUUUCAAAGAAGAGAAAGAUGCAGAAAAUCAAUUGCGUACCCUUAAACUUGUGCAGUCUCUGGUUUGUGAUGAAACGUGUGCUUCAGUCUGUAUUUCUGAGCUGUUACAAUAUCUACCCAAAAGUCAACUGCAGCAGAUGAGUAAGAGCUCAACUCCAGAUAUCCAGAUUGUAAGCCUAGAGAUUUUAUCUGAAGUAGCUGCUUGUAAAACCUCCACUGAUACUCAUAAGUCAUGAUGUAGGUCCUUUGGCAGUCUUUAUAAUCAAUGGCCUAAUUUUUUUAGUGCAGAUUUUAUGUAUUUCUUUUCUUUUCUAGAAAAUCCAAUAUGUUUUUGUUAAUUAUUAUAGACUGAUGCACUUUGAAUUAAAUUGUGUGAAUUGAA
Molecule: messenger RNA, 3086 nt
Organism: Biomphalaria glabrata
Lineage: Eukaryota; Metazoa; Mollusca; Gastropoda; Planorbidae
Product: heat shock factor 2-binding protein-like
Exons: 11
Coding region: 1780-2940 (386 amino acids)
Cellular component (GO): cytosol
Source: RefSeq, a predicted model, not a curated record